Messenger RNA from Nannospalax galili (Upper Galilee mountains blind mole rat), 795 nucleotides. RefSeq names its product translation initiation factor IF-2-like. The record is from RefSeq and is a predicted model, not a curated record. The transcript is spliced from 3 exons. The coding region runs from base 1 to 795 and encodes 264 amino acids. Lineage: Eukaryota; Metazoa; Chordata; Mammalia; Rodentia; Spalacidae.
AUGUCUCAGCUGCACUUGCUUCUGCCCACAGAGGGGACUGGAAACAUAGCGGGGCAGGGGGCAGUGACUGUGAGUACAGCAUCCAAGCCUGGGAGGGGUUCAGUGGCGGAGCCUCUUCACAUUAAGCUCAAGCCCCAAGCUCGAAGUUUGGGCUCCAGGGUGGGCGGGGACACUGAGGCCGGGCGUGCCCACUCGGGGAGCAGUCCCCAAACCGCAGCCCGGAAGGAAGCCAGGGCAGAGGAAGGGCAGCGGGGUGCCCCCGAGUUCCCUCGCCUCACCUGCGGGGAGGGCACGUCCAGCUCUUUGAUCCUCCGCCGCGCGGCCUGGCCCGGGCGAAGGCGUGGAUUCGCCUCAUCCUCCCUGCCCGCUGCCCACCCGGCCUUCCCAGGCAGCCGUCGCCGGGACGUGAGGACGCCGGGGACAUCGAGGGGCUCCUCCACCCCGCGGCUGGCACCCGGCGCUCGCCGAGGGGGCGGUGGCAAGAGCGGGGAGGGACCGCCCGCCUCCCGGGGCCUGCAGCGCGCGUGGCCCGGAGCCGGCGCCGCGCGGGGACUCACUCUGCCGCCGCGACCCCGCGACCCCUCAGGCGGAGCCCGGAGCGCUGCGCUCGCCGCCGGCGGCGAUCCGCAGCCCCGGCGCCCCCGGAUCUCCCAGCCGCGCCACCUCCUUCCUCCUGCGCCCGUGGAUGCGGAGCGGAUCCCGGGCCUGAAGCGAGGGGAGCAGUCUUGGGGCACGCCUCACCCGGCCCCGCAGCCGGUCCCCGAGCACGCGGCUCCGGAGUUCCAGCACAGGUAA